Lindgomyces ingoldianus is the source of this 1003-nucleotide messenger RNA. Its product is annotated as NAD(P)-binding protein. The coding region runs from base 65 to 1003 and encodes 312 amino acids. The record is from RefSeq and is a predicted model, not a curated record. The transcript is spliced from 7 exons. Gene Ontology annotation, molecular function: oxidoreductase activity, acting on the CH-OH group of donors, NAD or NADP as acceptor. NCBI's taxonomy places the organism in Eukaryota, Fungi, Ascomycota, Dothideomycetes, Pleosporales, Lindgomycetaceae.
GUUUAUUCAACGAAACUUGCACUAACGCGUCAAUUCCUACCUCGUUAACCCCAAAAAGUACAACAUGGAUCCGGGCGAAUUCGGCUACUCCACGCUCCCUCUCCAACAUGACCCCUAUCCAGCCAUAUCACCUGAUACAUUGAAAGGCGCGAAUGGAGGCAAAGUCGCCGUCGUAACGGGUGCUGGGAGGGGCAUUGGUGCUGCCAUUGCAGAAUCUCUUGCCAUGUCAGGAGCAGAUGUUGCAAUACUCGACCUUAAGGUCGAAAAUAUGGCGCAGACGAAGGAAGCAUGUAAAGCCCAUGGGGUGAAAGUUGAGGCUUACGCUUGUGAUGUCUCUGAUCAAAAGGCGGUUGUUGAGACGUUUGAUAGCGUUGAGAAGGAGCUAGGUCCCAUUGAAGUACUGGUCAACAAUGCUGGUAUCCUAGAUCAAAGACCUCUCAUCAUGUCGACUUUUGAUGACUUCUGGCGUCAGAUUGAGGUCAACUUCAAAGCGCCCCUACUCACAAUCCACACCAUGCUACCUCGGAUGCGUGAGCGAGGUGGCGGAUGCAUCAUCAACAUUGCGUCGAGAAGCGGCACUGUAGAUGUACCAAUGACGCUAGGCUAUGUUACUUCGAAAGCUGCUCUCAUCCGGGCUACACAUACCCUGCAAAUGGAGAUGGCUCUAGACAACCUCGAUCCAGCCAUCCAUCUCUAUGCUCUGCAUCCUGGUGGCGUGCUCACUGGAAUGGGUGGAUCGGCGGCAAAAAAAGACGUCCUUGAAAAAUACGGGGAUGUGCGAGACGAGAAAUUCUUCAUGGAACUUUUCAAGGAUCCCCCAGCACUAUGCGGGCAGACGUGUGCAUUUCUAGCGUCGGGAAGAGGCAAGGAUUUGAGAGGACUGUAUUUAGACUGUCGGCAAGAUGUGACGAAGCUUCUAGAGAAAGGAAGAGAGACAUUACUGAAAGAGAAAAGAAACAAACUGACCGUGAACUUCUUGGAAGGAUACUGCAAUGAACCCUAG